AUGUCCAAAGAAAUGAACAACUUCACCUUUGGGAGAAUAUUCUUCCUCAUGGGGUUCUCCGAUAUUCGGGAGACCCAGAUCCUAUAUUCUGUGCUCUUUUUGCUAAUUUACCUGGUGGCACUGAUGGGGAAUCUUCUCAUCAUCACCCUCAUCAUCAAGGAUCAUCGGUUCCACACGCCCAUGUACUUUUUCCUAAAGAACUUAUCUUUCCUGGAUCUGUGUCUCAUUUCCGUCACUCUUCCUAAGUCCAUCAUAAACUCCCUGAUGAAUUGCAACACCAUUUCAUUCCUUGGAUGUGUGUGUCAGGUUUUUUUCUUUUUUCUCUUAGCCACUACAGAAAUAGCUCUUCUCACAGUCAUGUGCUAUGACCGCUAUGUUGCCAUCUGCCACCCACUCAAAUAUGAGGUCAUAAUGAGUCAUGAAGCCUGUGUGCAGAUGGCUGUCUCUUCAUGGGUCAGUGGAGGUCUCAAUGCAAUCCUGCACACAGCUUGCACCUUCUCUGUGCCCAUGUGUGGGUUUCCUGAGGUUCAUCAUUUCUUUUGUGAUAUCCCACAACUGCUCUCCCUUGCCUGUUCUUACAACACUGGUGAAUUGGUAAUCAUUGGGCUCAGCCUCGUGUUGGACUUUGGCUGCUUUGUGUUUAUUGACAUUUCUUACAUUCACAUAUUCUCCACUGUGCUCAGGAUGCCCUCCAAAGAAGGCAGGUCCAAAGCUUUCUCCACAUGCCUGCCUCAUCUCAUUGUUGUGACUUUAUUUUUCUCUUCAGGGUUUUUUGCCUAUUUACGCCCUCUGCCUAAAUCUCCAUCACCCUUGGAUUUGCUGGUUUCAGUGUUCUACACUGUGAUGCCACCCAUCAUGAAUCCCUUCAUCUAUAGCCUAAGAAAUAAGGAUAUGAAGAUGGCAUUCUGGGAACUACAAAUUAGUAGAUAG
Messenger RNA from Cercocebus atys (sooty mangabey), 930 nucleotides. Its product is annotated as olfactory receptor 14A16-like. The coding region runs from base 1 to 930 and encodes 309 amino acids. Gene Ontology annotation, biological process: G protein-coupled receptor signaling pathway. The transcript has a single exon. Lineage: Eukaryota; Metazoa; Chordata; Mammalia; Primates; Cercopithecidae. Gene Ontology annotation, molecular function: olfactory receptor activity; G protein-coupled receptor activity; odorant binding. The record is from RefSeq and is a predicted model, not a curated record. Gene Ontology annotation, cellular component: membrane.